Molecule: messenger RNA, 2130 nt
Organism: Trichophyton benhamiae CBS 112371
Lineage: Eukaryota; Fungi; Ascomycota; Eurotiomycetes; Onygenales; Arthrodermataceae
Exons: 1
Coding region: 1-2130 (709 amino acids)
Source: RefSeq, a predicted model, not a curated record
AUGGGAGACGCCGAGGACCUAGAUAACUUGUACUACGAUGAAAACACCACACCAUCAAAACAAACCAGGAACUCCCCUGUCUUUGAUAUUCACGAGGACCACCACCAUGACCAGUCCGGCUUCCAAAAUCCUCCUAGCUCUCCUUUUCAAGACUCGAUAAAUAUUGAGUAUACAGAUCGACCGGACGAGGGACCAGCUGCGCUCUUUGACGCUGAUGAGAGCUGCCAUAUUGAGCCCACACAUAACCCAUACGAAGAUUACACCGAACAUGACCUUGAUAUGAACGAGCAAGAAAACGUACCACAGGAUACACCAGCUGACACUGUUGAGGCGGGUGAAACCCCCGAGGACAAACAAAUCGUUGAACCAGAGUCCUCACGCCAGUCUUUGGCCACAGUUGUGGAAGAAAAUACCCAUGAGCACAUGAGCAUUGUCCGCCAUCAAAACGAAGGAGAUAGUUCUUUAUGCGACAGUGUCCAUGGUGAUAACAGUGUGGGAGAUCAUACAAGUCUCAGUACCUUUUCAGCAGUGCCUAACGCCGACAUGACUCUCUUUUCCAAGCUCAGAGACGACUCUCCACUUAAGUUUACCCCAAAUGUUAGAGAUCAAAUGUCACAAGUGACUCCUAGAUCAGCGAAACGAGCGUUGAACAAAAGAGAACCAGGCAUGUCAUCUAGCGAAACAGAAUCAUCCAGUGUCCCACGUUCUCCUGUACGGAAGUAUAUGCGCGUUGAGGAUGACGCCAACCUUCUAGACUUUACGGACCAAUUGGAUAUUCCCACCAACGGUACACUUGAGGGUCAGAAGUCUCCCUAUAGGGCUCGACGAAACUCGCCAAGAAAGCCGGGGGAGAAUUUUAGGUCUCCGAACAAGUUUUCUCUUCUUGACUUUGAUAUACCACCACCUGCGACUCCUCGGUCUAUUCCUUCAAUUACUCCUAGAGAGUUGGAAUCCUUGAAAUCAUCCUUCUUGUCGCAGAUAUCCUCUCUAAAGGCUACUCUCAAUGGAAAAGAUGCCGAAGUUGCUAGCCUCAAAGACUCUGUCUCUGACGCUGAACGGCGUGUUGGAGAGGCAUUGGAGCAGGUUAGGAAUGAAACAGCUAAAAAGGAAGCCCUUGAAUCUGAACAGGCUGAAUGGGAAAGGAGGAGUCAGGAGAUGAAAGAUGUGUUGCGAUCUGUCAAGGCAGAAAUGGCUGACGGCGAGAGAGAAAGAGAAAAACUUGCUCAUAGAGCAGAGGAGGCCGAGAGGGCCAGAGAACAGAUGGAGGGAAAGCUGGUCGAGUUAGAAAGCCAGCUUUCGGCUGCACGGAGCAACAAUGGUACUGGUACACAAGGCUCCGCUCAGCCGAUCAACUGUGACACCAGGAGCUCAGAUGAGACCGCCAGAGAAGUUCAAGAUGCUGUAGAAAGAGUUGCUCGUGAACUACACGCCUUAUACAAGGGUAAACACGAGACAAAGGUUGCCGCCUUGAAGAAGAGUUAUGAAGCUCGUUGGGAGAAGAGAGUAAAAGAAGGUGAAAACAAGCUCAAGGAUGCCUUGGAGAAAAUCAAGUACCUUCAGUCUGAGCUGAAUGGAGCAAAAGCUAGACUUGCUGAUGAGGAGACCGCACCAGGGGAUGCCACAAUGCUUCGAGAGAACGAAGGCUUAGAGGCUGAGAAACGGGUACUGGAGGCCCGGAUCAAGGGGCUUGAACAAGAGAUGAUAUCACUCAAGAAAGAUAGCGAGGCCCUACGCUCCGAACUCAAGGCUGAAAGGGCAGAGAAAGGAGAACUAGUUGCAGUGGUGGAUGAGUGGCUUCAGAUGCAACAAGAUUCACAACCAGCCCCAGAGCCAGCAGAGAAACCAUCUACUCCACCGUGUGAGGAACUAAAUGAGGAAGAAAGAAGCGAGAAGAUGCCUAUUUCCCAGCCAACGCCAGCUGCGAGCAGCAGCAGCAGCAGCAAUAUUGGACUAAAGAGCUCUACCUCUUCCCGUCCCCGUCAACUUCCACAAAGCCAUACUCCCCGAAUCCCACGUUUUGGAGCUCCAUCUGGCACUAAAGCCGCUCCCAGUGGCAUCGCUAUGGCGAAAACCCCUGGCCGAAGUGGCAUUAUGAGCUCGAUUGAAAGAAUGGGAAGAGGUGGCAAUUGA